Oldenlandia corymbosa var. corymbosa is the source of this 1317-nucleotide messenger RNA. The record is from the annotation of a GenBank genome assembly. Lineage: Eukaryota; Viridiplantae; Streptophyta; Magnoliopsida; Gentianales; Rubiaceae.
CGCAAACAGUAUUCUUCCUCAAAACUGGUGACUAUUCUCCCAUUACAUUUUUGUUGGAUCCAUAUUUUACUCGAUAAAACAAUUGAGGCUAUACUUGAAAUGUCUGGAACUAUGAGAUCUCCUACGAAAUUUUCUUUUCUGGAAUUUUCCUUGUCCUAAUUCCUAUUAUUUCUGUAAAAACCUAAUUCCCCAAAUUCUACCUUUUUUUGAACGCAAUUUCCCACGUUCUUUCCUCGAGCACUGAACAAGAAAUUUGUAUUCAGAAGAAGAUAAGCGAAGAGAAAAUCCGGGGGAAAGAUGAAGCCGCCGAUGGAUUUCUUUGCAGAUUUGGACGAGCAUUCUGCGGUGGCGAUGGACUUGGACGAUGCCGAUUCACUCGAUUUCUUCGGUGGAGAAGGCCCGCUCGCGGCACUUGAACACCACCGCCUGGCCGACGCCGAUUUCUUCAACUCUUUCCAGGAUGACUUCGAUGACUCCGACAUCAAUUAGUCGCUUUACUGUUUGGUGCCCUUCUUGUUCCUAGGUUUCAAGCCAUGAGUAUGAUGCUGUACGUAGAAUGCCCUUAUUUAGCUCUUUUUCUAGGAUUCUCUUAUCCCAGCAUUGGUCAGUGGCCGGAAUGACUGGUUGCAGUUUUGGUUUUCGAUUCUAGCUCGAAAUUGUGUAGCCAUGAGGGUCAAGGACGGUUUGCCAUAUUAUAACACACGCCUCUUCUUCUGUCCUUGGUUUUGGGGCUUGUAGGGGAUGUAAAUAUUUAAACAACCGAAUGUGGUCCAUGGGCUCGAAGAUUGUGCAAUCAUAACUCUUUACUUGAAUGAUCUUUUUUACGAUUGUGGGAUCCGACUAUUUGUUGAUUUCUUGUUUGGAACUCAGUUUUAUCAAAAUGUUUGUUCGUAGGCAGGAAUGUGGUCAGUGAUAUAGAGUACAAUACUCAAUCCGUGUAUUGGUUAAAGCUACAUUAUAUCCCUUUCCUCUCUGCACUGAAGUUGCUCGAGUUCCCUUGAUUGCUUUUUUGGAUGUACCUAUGUUUGCGAGCCGGUUAUGAUUUUGUGAAAUUGAGUCUGGAGUGCUGCAACUAUGAUUUGCUUUCUGUUAUGUAAGUUGCAGUGGGUUGGGGGAGUGAAUUUGGUAAACUUAAUUCUUGACAAUGCAAAGAUCAUAUUGUAUCUUCUUCAGAGAGCAAAUGAAGGAUAUCUCUCACAUUACGAAUUUCAAGCUACAUAGUCCGCUUUGUAUAACUUUCCCAUCUAUUUAAAUAUGCAUUUGAAGAGACUCAGACAAUCCCCCUUGAAUCUAGCCAAGACAAUCCCGCUAGUCGUA